GCGCGAUGGCGGCAGCGGCGACCGCAGAGGUCCCCGAGGUUCUGCAGGAGUGUGGCUGCAAAGGCAUCCGGACUUGUCUGAUCUGCGAGGGGCGGCGCCACUGUGACCCGCCCUGGCAGCUGUCCCCGCAGAAAACACACCGUUUCCUUUACUGCUUGGACACAGGCUGGGCCGUUGGGGCUGAGGACUCUGACUUUGAGGGCUGGGCCUUCCCCUUUCCGGGGGUGACACUGAUAGAGGACUUUGUGACCCGGGAGGAAGAGGCCGAGAUGGUGCGUCUAAUGGACCGGGACCCCUGGAAGCUGUCCCAGUCUGGGCGGAGGAAGCAGGAUUACGGCCCCAAAGUCAACUUUCGGAAGCAGAAGCUGAAGAUGGCGGACUUCCGGGGCCUCCCCAGCUUCAGCCGGGAGGUGGUGCAGAGGAUGGGCCUCUACCCAGGGCUGGAGGGCUUCCAGCCCGUGGAGCAAUGUAACCUGGACUACAGCCCAGAGCGGGGCUCCGCCAUCGAUCCCCACCUGGACGACGCCUGGCUGUGGGGGGAGCGGCUUGUGAGCCUCAACCUGCUGUCCCCCACUGUGGUGUCCAUGUGCCGGGAGGCGCCUGGCAGCCUGCUGCUGAGCUCGGCCCCUGCUGCCGGCCCCGAGGCCUAUGCGGACCGCCUGAUUGCCCCUAGCAGGUCGGUCCUGUGCCAGGAGGUGGAAGUGGCCAUCCCUGUCCCCUGCCGCUCUCUGCUGGUGCUUGCCGGGGCUGCACGGCACCAGUGGACACACGCCAUCCACCGCAGGCACAUUGAGGCCCGUCGCGUCUGUGCCACCUUCAGGGAGCUGUCGGCUGAGUUCUGCCCUGGAGGGAGGCAGCAGGAAGUGGGCCACGAGCUCCUGCAGAUCGCACUGUCCUUUCAGGGAAGGCCGGUGUGAGCCGCCUCCCCGGAGCUGGGUCCAGCCAGAGGUGAAGGCUCCAGCGCUGACCAUGGGCCGGGAUGAAAGUGGCAGCCCAGUGCCAGGGACUCCCUUCCCCACUCAUUGUUGAGUUGGGAGCGGAAUCCAGGGUCUCGUGUAUGCCAGGCAAGUGCUCUGCCGCUGAGCCAAGUUCCCAAGCCCUUUUUGCUUUAUUUUUUCAGGAAGGGUCUCGAGUUUUUGCUUGGGCCAGCCUCAGACCUUGAUCCUCCUACCUCUGCCUCCUGAGUAGCUGGGAUCACAGGCGUGCGUUACCACGCCUGGCUUAUGUUUUAAGAGAAGCCAUCUGACUCCUGGUACCAUGUGCACCUGGAGCUGGUUCUGACAGAACUGUCCAAGGCCAGUUCCCUUGGAGCUGCACUGUGCCACUGUUUGGGUUAUUAUUUAAUUUGUCACAGUUUGGAGGGGGUUGGGUUUGACAUUUAAAAAUGUUGGUACCAUGUAAAACGAUUUCCUUCUUUGCCCAUGUCUGUGUGAGGUUUCUAGACAGCCUGUCAUCAGAUCCCUUCAUCUGGGGAACAUGUUGGACCAGAGAACAGAAUUGGGACAUCUGAAGUUCUCUUCAGUGGUGGCAGCUUUGAGUUGGGCUCAGCCGGGGUCAUUUUUGACACCAUGGGUUGGGAAUCUGAGAGCCUGGUCCCUCCACCGCCCCUACAGUGAUGUUAAAAAGUGGGAAACAAUUGCUCCUCUCCUCCCUUGCUCUUGUCUCAGGUCCUCUGGUGGGUGGUCAUAAGCUACGGGGUGCUCACCUGGAGGGGACAGCUGCCCCAGUCACCUGCAGCCAGGUAGGGAGCAGGCCAUGGCAGCUGAGGGGUGACAGUGUACCCAGACCGCAGCUUAUGAGACAGCCCACUUGGUGCCAGCCGUGUUGAAGAACAGAGCCACUUUGCCUGCAGGAAAGGGGGCGGGUCAUCUCCCAGAAGGGGCUCUACUUCCAGGUAACCGUUCCCAGGCAGGGAACAUCUGCAUGAUUGCCCAUUGGUCCAACCGGGCCGAACAGCUGGACACUGGCCCCUGAGCUGCAGGGAACCGAAGGACCAGAGCUUCAGUGGCUCCUGUCCUGGACUGCUUGGUGACCUUGUGGACGUUGUCCUGAUGGGUUCUAGUUUUGUGGCUCUCAGCCACCCCAUGGGCCCACCCCUCCCAUUUCUGUUUUCCACCUUGGGAAGGAAGCUACGUGUUUUUUGGG
Messenger RNA from Castor canadensis (American beaver), 2145 nucleotides. It is a transcript of the gene Alkbh4, whose product is annotated as alkB homolog 4, lysine demethylase. Gene Ontology annotation, molecular function: demethylase activity; oxidoreductase activity; actin binding. Gene Ontology annotation, biological process: actomyosin structure organization; protein demethylation. The record is from RefSeq and is a predicted model, not a curated record. Gene Ontology annotation, cellular component: contractile ring; midbody. Lineage: Eukaryota; Metazoa; Chordata; Mammalia; Rodentia; Castoridae.